AUGGCCACGUCGCCGCCUUCGUCCAGUCUCACCCGACAUAGCCCCACCGACAACACCGACAACACCGACAGCCCCAUCACCGACAGCCCCACUACCUCCCGCCACUCGUUCAAUACCGCCGCCAACGACGACGACCUCCACCCCGUGGUCGUCCCCUUUGGCGAGCAGCACUCGCGCGUCUCUCCUCGAUCGGUCCUCGCGGCCCCAGUGGCCGCCAGAGACGCCCGAGCAGCCACUGCGCCCCACUGCCUCGUGAUCUACACGGGCGGCACGUUCGGAAUGGUGCCCGACGCGCACGGCGUGUUGCACCCGAGCAAAGGCUUCUUGGCCAAGAAGCUCCGCGACAUGGACGAGUUCCAGUGCGACAACAUGCCGCGCGUGACGGUGAGCGAGUGGGCUGCGCCCAUCGACUCGGCCGACAUGUGUCCGAGCGACUGGGGCCGCAUCGCGCGCGAGAUCGAAGCCGCGUACUGGGACUACGACGGCUUUGUCGUGCUCCAGGGCACCGACACGAUGGCGUACACGGCCUCAGCGCUGUCGUUCAUGCUCGAGGGCCUCGGCAAACCCGUUGUGCUCGCGGGCGCAAUGAUUCCGCUGCACUUUCCCCACAGCGACGCGCGGCGGAACCUCAUCAUGUCGGUCAUGUGCGCCGCGUCGCUCGCGAUCCCCGAAGUGUGCAUCUACUCGAACAAUAAGCUGCUGCGGGGCAACCGCACGACCAAAGUGGCCAACCAGUCGGUCGACGCCUUCCACGCGCCCAACUUCCCCGCGCUCGCGGUCACGGGCGUCGAGGCCAUUGUCGACCAGCCGCUGAUUCGGCCGUACCCGCGCGCGCGCUUUCGGGCAUUCACGACGCUCGUGACCGACGUCUGCGUCUUCCACUUGGUGCCCGGCUUUGACCUCACGUGCAUUGAGGCGUACGUCGACCGCUACACUUCCCGCAAGCGCGCGGGCGACGUCGUGGCGCCCACCGCGCUCGUGUUUGCGCUCUACGGGACGGGCAACGCGCCCUUGAGCCGAAACGGCUUCUUGCGGCUCGUCGAGCUCGCGAUCGCGUCGGCCAUUCCCGUGACGAUCACGUCCCAGUGCGUGCAAGGCCGGACGCAGCUCGACGCGUACGCAACGGGCGUGACGCUGCUCCAGAUGGGUGUGAUCACGUCGCUCGACAUGACGAUUGAGGCCUGUGUAGCGAAGCUCGGCUACCUCCUGGGCAAGGGCUGUGCGGGCAAAGAGCUCAAGACGAAGAUGGAGACGGACUUGCGCGGCGAGCUCUCGGUCGUCGACGCCGUGGCCAAUGGCGACGAGAUGAGUCGCACGCGGUCGUACGGCAAAACGGUCGUGCGGAGCUUUGCCUCGCACUAG
Messenger RNA from Hyaloperonospora brassicae, 1362 nucleotides. NCBI's taxonomy places the organism in Eukaryota, Oomycota, Peronosporomycetes, Peronosporales, Peronosporaceae. The record is from the annotation of a GenBank genome assembly.